AGAUAAAAAUUGCCUGAAGUUACCUGUUUUUAUCCCAUCAAGUGUUGUUCCAAAGCAAGAAACUAAAACUGAAGAUGAUACACUGUAUACCGAAGACAUUGAUGAUGAAGAAAUAGACCGAGAGUAUUUACUUCAACCCAGAGAAAUCAUGCUGAAAGCAGCUAUAUGGUUCAAAGCCAAUGCAGAACACUUGGAACAAGCACGAAAACGUAAAUUAGCCAAAAGACAAAAAGAACAGCAACAACAACAGGAAGAUAUUAAAGGUCCUAAAAAGCGUAAAACGGCUAGUCGACGUAAUAAUUAUUCUUCAUCAACAAGAUCAAAUCGUAAUGCAAUUUCAAAAGAAGAAGACAGUAAACCAAUAUCUCGUAAAAUUAACUAUGAAGCACUUGAAGCAGUUGUUGGUCUAUCUGCUGCACCAGCUUCAUCCUCCCAAUUAGACCAGCAUAUUGUACCGGCGACUGAUGUAGAUAAUAGUGAACCAAGACCUGGUCCAUUGCUUGCAUCCACUUUGUGUGAUAAUGAAAAUUCUAAAGAAUUAUUCAAAUCACCUAAGCAAAUUUUAGAGGCCAAUAAUCAGAAAUCACGUUCAAAAGCAUCUGUAUGUAACGGUGAACAGUUAAAUAAAGCCUAUGGUGGACAAGAUGAUAACAACAUUGCUGUUGAUAAUGAUAAUGCUGAGGAGGAGGAGGAGGAAGAAGAAGCAGUUGAAGACGACGAAGAAAAUAAUGUUGGCAAUAAUGAUCCAUAUAAUCAAUAUUUGCCUAACUACAGUCAUGGAAUCGAUGAUGAUGACGACGAUGAAGACUGGUCGACUGGUGCUGAAUUAUGGUGAUUACCAGUGAAUUGUAAAUAUUGUAAAUAUUUUAUCAGUGAAAUUCAAUUAUCCAUAAUGUAUAUAGAUGUAUAAUAUCUUCUUCUUCUACUACUCUAUAUUUAUGUGACCAAAUGCAUUUAAUUUCAAUUGUUUAUUCAUUUAUGAACAGUUUAUGAAUUGAAAAAAAAAAACUCUAUUCACUAUUCAACGAUUAAUUUUUCUGUGUAUUUGAGUAACAGAGUAAGUGGCGAGUUCCUGCUCUCCUACCUGUUAAAUUUUUAUACCCAAUAGAUUUUUUUAUAAUUGUAUUUUUUUCUCUCGUCUCUUUGUUCACAUUUAAGAUUUUAAAAGUAUUUUAUUUGUUUUGUAAUUUUCUUUUACUUGUUGAUUUGUUAUUAUUUAAUGAAAUUGUAUUUUACUUUUGUGAUUAUUACAUAACUGCGUGUAUGUGAUUUUUUAAAGAAGGGAAUUUUAUUUCAUUUAAAU
Messenger RNA from Trichobilharzia szidati, 1303 nucleotides. Lineage: Eukaryota; Metazoa; Platyhelminthes; Trematoda; Strigeidida; Schistosomatidae. The record is from the annotation of a GenBank genome assembly.